This is a messenger RNA of Prosopis cineraria, 1669 nucleotides long. Its product is annotated as sugar transport protein 10-like. Lineage: Eukaryota; Viridiplantae; Streptophyta; Magnoliopsida; Fabales; Fabaceae. Gene Ontology annotation, biological process: monosaccharide transmembrane transport. The record is from RefSeq and is a predicted model, not a curated record. The transcript has 3 exons. Gene Ontology annotation, molecular function: monosaccharide transmembrane transporter activity. The coding region runs from base 43 to 1560 and encodes 505 amino acids. Gene Ontology annotation, cellular component: membrane.
AGAAGGCAAAAGGCAAAAAGUAAUUGUAAAUUACUUCAGAAAAUGGGAGGAGGAGCAUUUGUUGAUCAAACUGAAGUCAGAAAUUAUGAAGGAAGAAUCACAGUUUUUGUGCUAGUCACUUGCCUUGUGGCUGCCAUGGGAGGUCUUCUCUUUGGUUAUGAUCUGGGAAUUACUGGAGGAGUGACUUCCAUGGAACCUUUUCUGGUCAAAUUCUUCCCAUCAGUGUAUAGCAAAAUGAAUGGUAUCAGCCAUGAGAGCACAUAUUGCAAAUUUGACAACGAAAUGCUUACCCUGUUCACUUCUUCUCUCUAUCUUGCUGCACUGCUAGCUUCUUUCUUUGCUUCCAUUACCACAAGAAUCCUUGGUCGUAAACCUUCCAUGUUCCUUGGUGGAUUGUUUUUCCUUGCUGGUGCAUUAUUGAAUGGCUUUGCAACCAACAUUGGAAUGCUCAUCAUUGGCCGUCUAUUGCUAGGUUUUGGUGUUGGAUAUUGUAAUCAAUCUGUUCCGGUGUAUUUAUCUGAAAUGGCUCCAACAAAUAUCAGAGGAGCACUCAACAUGGGGUUUCAAAUGAUGAUAACAAUAGGCAUUUUGAUAGCAAACCUUAUCAAUUAUCGGACUGCUAAGUACCAAAAUGGAUGGAGAAUUUCUUUGGGUGUGGGAGCAGUGCCUGCAUUUUUGCUGUGCAUAGGAUCUCUUUUUCUGAGUGACACACCAAACUCAAUGAUUGAAAGAGGGAAGCGUGAUGAAGCUAAGGCUAUGUUGCAGAAGAUUCGAGGAACCCAGAACGUUGAUGAAGAGUUCCAAGAUCUCAUUGAUGCAAGUGAAGCGGCCAAGCUUGUGGAACAUCCAUGGAAGAACAUCUUGCAAACAAAAUAUAGACCUCAACUCAUUUUCUGCUCUCUCAUUCCCUUCUUCCAACAGCUCACUGGCAUCAACGUUAUUAUGUUUUAUGCACCAGUCCUCUUCAAAACUAUUGGCUUUGGCAGUGAAGCAUCUCUCAUGUCUGCAGUUAUCACCGGAUUAGUUAAUGUCGUCGCCACACUGGUUUCCAUAUUCUCUGUUGAUAAGUUUGGGAGGAGGAUUCUGUUCCUUGAAGGUGGUGUCCAAAUGCUUAUUUGCCAGGUUCUGGUGGGAGUGAUGAUAGCUGUGAAGUUUGGAAUCAAUGGUGAAGGCUCAUUGAGCAAAGGUGAUGCAAACUUCAUAUUGUUCUUGAUAUGUGCAUAUGUUGCAGCAUUUGCUUGGUCCUGGGGACCAUUAGGUUGGUUGGUGCCAAGUGAAAUAUGCGCUCUUGAGGUCAGAUCUGCAGGGCAAGCUAUUAAUGUUGCUGUGAACAUGUUGUUCACUUUUGCUGUUGCCCAAGUGUUCCUCACCAUGCUUUGCCACUUGAAGUUUGGCCUCUUCUUCUUCUUCGCCUGUUUCGUUGUCGUAAUGACCAUUUUCAUUGCUCUGCUCCUCCCAGAGACAAAGAAUGUCCCUAUUGAAGAAAUGAGCAAUGUGUGGAAGUCACAUUGGUUUUGGAGGAAGUUUGUUCCUAAUGAAGAUCAUGAUGCUAACCCCUGAAUUUGAUGAAUAAAGAGCAGAGAAAAGUCAGCAAGUUAGAAACUUAUGUAUGAUAAUGAUCACACACCACUUAUUUGUGGUAACAUUAUAUAUCUCUUCAAGUGUUGUA